Molecule: messenger RNA, 1667 nt
Organism: Solenopsis invicta (red fire ant)
Lineage: Eukaryota; Metazoa; Arthropoda; Insecta; Hymenoptera; Formicidae
Product: protein arginine methyltransferase NDUFAF7 homolog, mitochondrial
Exons: 5
Coding region: 215-1495 (426 amino acids)
Biological process (GO): mitochondrial respiratory chain complex I assembly
Cellular component (GO): mitochondrion
Molecular function (GO): protein-arginine omega-N symmetric methyltransferase activity
Source: RefSeq, a predicted model, not a curated record
UCCUGUGUUACAUAACCUCAAAAUCUGCUCCGAACAGAUUGAUGACGCGAUCCCACGUGAGACAAUUAAUUAAAAAAAAAAAAAAACUAAUUUAUUUAUGUCGUUAAGAAAAAAUUAUUGUGAUCGAUUCAUGCAGAAGCCAAUUGUUGCAGCUACAUAGGCUACAUAACUAAUUCAUGUACUUACGGCGGAAGUAUUUAACGCUGCAUUUAAUAUGAUUAGGCUGUCCCGAUUAGCGCGAAUUGCCUCUCAUUUAUCGCGAGUGAGAUUACGCUGCUCGUCGAGUAGCUUGGAAAAUAAAACGGAUCUGUACCGUCAAAUGUACGCGAAAAUAUUGGCAUGCGGUCCCAUAACACUUGCCGAGUACAUGAAGGAGAUCUUGAUCCAUCCCACUGCAGGUUAUUAUACAACUAGAGAUGUUUUCGGACGAAGGGGCGAUUUCACAACUUCUCCAGAAAUCAGUCAACUUUUUGGAGAGAUUAUAGCAGUUUGGAUAAUCAACGAAUGGAGAAAGAUUAGCAGGGAUCCUAUCCAACUUGUGGAACUCGGUCCAGGAAGAGGCACUUUAAUCAACGACAUCCUACGGGUUUUCAAGAAACUGAAUCUUUCAAAUGAGAUAUCGAUUCAUUUGGUGGAAAUUAGUCCCACUUUAUCCGCGAUUCAAGCGAAAAAAUUGUGCACGGAAAGCAGAGACAUCGAGCCAAGAGUGAACGAGGAUCGAAAGAAUUCUGUCACACAUUACAGAGAGGGUAUUACGAAAGACGGCGUGAAGAUAUAUUGGUAUUAUUCUGUUAACGACGUUCCUAGAAAGUUUAGCGUUUUCAUUGCACAGGAGUUCUUCGAUGCUCUGCCCAUACACAAGUUUCAGAAAACUGACAAAGGUUGGAGAGAGAUCUUAAUAGAUAUAGUGCAAGAAUCAAAGGAGGAAAGAUUUCGAUACGUACUUUCGCAAGUGCCAACGGCUGCUUGUAAAGUAUAUCUCUCUCCGCACGAGAAAAGAGAUCAUGUAGAAGUGAGUCCACAAUGUUCUGUAAUAACGGACUACAUGUCUCAAUUUUUAUGGGAACACGGAGGAUUCGCGCUGGUAAUAGAUUAUGGCCACGAGAGAGAGAAAACUGACACAUUUCGCGCGUUUUGCCAACACAAACUACACGAUCCUUUAUUAAACCCUGGAACCGCAGAUUUGACUGCGGAUAUUGACUUUUUAUCAAUAAAAGAGAUCGCACAGAAAGACAAUAGAUUAAUUACGUUCGGUCCGGUGACACAAAGAAAAUUUCUGAAGGCUCUUGGCAUCGAUGUGCGAUUAAAAAUGAUUUUACGGAAUGCUACUAGCACACAAAAGGAACAAGUUGAAUCGGGAUAUCAUAUGAUAACCGAUGAAGACAAAAUGGGCAAUUGUUUCAAAGUAAUGUCUCUCUUUCCUUUUGUCUUGAAAGAUCAUCUGACAAAAUGGCCUGUAGCGGGAUUCGAGAAUAAAAGCGAAACCAAAUCUUAACAUUGAACAUUUAUGUUCCAAUAAAUAUGGAAAGAAACAGAAAUUAUAUUUAAGUAUAUAUAUAUUUUUUUCUUUAAAUAUUAAUGAUUUAUCUAAUGACACGUGUACAGUAAAUAUACAGCAUUGAUUAAUGCUACACAAAAAAAAAUAAAAUAAAUUUAAAAUGUGAAAA